Cladophialophora psammophila CBS 110553 is the source of this 2271-nucleotide messenger RNA. RefSeq lists its product as uncharacterized. The transcript has 2 exons. NCBI's taxonomy places the organism in Eukaryota, Fungi, Ascomycota, Eurotiomycetes, Chaetothyriales, Herpotrichiellaceae. Gene Ontology annotation, molecular function: RNA binding. Bases 1 to 2271 code for a protein of 756 amino acids. The record is from RefSeq and is a predicted model, not a curated record.
AUGACAAGCACCGAGCCCGAGGAUUCCUCGGUGACUCGAGUCUAUGUCUCGGGUCUGCCGCCAUCCAUGACUAAAGAGCAACUGCGGUCGCAUUUUGCUGGAAAGUAUUCGGUCACAGACGCUCAUGUCAUCCCAGACCGCCGCAUAGGUUUCGUUGGAUUUUCCAGUCAUGAACAGGCCAAGGGUGCAGUCCGAUACUUCAACAAAACCUUCGUCCGCAUGUCAAAGAUCUCCGUAACCCUAGCAAAGCCCGUACAGGUCAAGCGCGAUGACAAAGGCCACGCCGUCCCUAUCUCCGACCGUGCUUCAAGGAAAAGGAAGCGGGACCUACGAGAUGAUGGCGAAGAUACUCAGCGACCUUCAAUACAACAGUCUCGAAAAAGCACCAACGGUGUUGUAGCAGGCAAGGAAACUAGCACGGAAGUUGUUUCUAAAGAGAAGGAGAGUCCGUCGAAAGAGGCUUCCUCAGAACAGGGCCCAGAAGAAGACAUCGUGCAAGAAGCACCCAGAUCUGAUGCUGACUGGCUGCGUGGAAAGACGAGCAGGACAUUAGAUUUGUUCGAGGAAGCCGAAGAUAUGAAGGAUCGCUCUAGGCAUCCUGGCGACAGUGGUAUAGGGGACAAGGCAGCAGAACCAGUGGAAGAGGUCCAGACCAAAGAAGAUGUGGCAGACGCAGAAAAUGAUGCAAAUUCAGACCAUCCGCAAAAACCCUCAGUGCCAAACGCUCGACUCUUCAUCAGGAAUCUUCCGUUUGACAUCCAAGAAGACGAUUUACGGAAGGUCUUCGCGCGAUAUGGCAGGAUUUCAGAAAUUCAUUUAGUUACCGACACCAGGAAGUCCACCGGCAAGGGUCUUGGUUAUGUUCAGUUUGUGGAGCCGGCGCACGCAGAGCAAGCGCUUUUUGAACUCGACGGAAAGGACUUCAAGGGCAGGCUUAUGCACAUUCUACCGUCUUCGGACAAGAAAAUACAAAAGCUCAGCGAAUUUGAAAUAUCGAAGCUGCCUCUAAAACAGCAAAGAGCGCUCAAACGGAAGGGUGAAGCCUCAAGUUCGAGUUUCAGCUGGAACUCGCUCUAUAUGAAUCCAGAUGCCGUCCUGGCAUCGGUCGCCGAGCGCCUGAAAGUCUCCAAGGCCGACUUGCUUGAUCCUGCUUCAACCGAUGCGGCUGUGAAGCAAGCCCACGCCGAGACCAGCGUUAUCAAAGAGACCAAGGAAUACUUAAAGUCCAAUGGGUUGAAUCUCGAUGCCUUCAAGAAUAGAGCUCGUGAUGAGAGAACAAUCUUGCUGAAAAACUUUUCUUACGGAACCACUGCAGAAGAGCUCUCGCAAAUGCUUGGCCAGUACGGCACGAUCGAGUUCCUACUCUUUCCUCCAACGGGGACCAUGGCUGUUGUUCGAUUUCAAGAAAGCAGUCAAGCGGCUUUAGCGCUCAAGCAGUUGGCAUAUCGAAAUUUGAAGGGCUCUAUACUAUUUCUAGAGAAAGCGCCGGCUGGGCUCUGGGAAGGUCCUACGCCCACAACCAGCACUGACGUAACAAGUCCUAGAGGUGAUGAGUCCAGCAGCGCUCUUGGAACUACCUCUACCGUGUUUGUGCGCAACUUGAACUUCUCAACGACGAGCGUCAGAUUAGCUGAAGCAUUCAAGCCACUAUCGGGCUUCCUCUCUGCAAGGGUUAAAACACGGACUGACCCCAGUCGACCAGGCGAAGCUCUCAGCAUGGGCUUUGGCUUUGUCGAAUUCCGCACCAAGGUUCAAGCAGAAGCAGCGAUCGCCACCAUGAAUGGAAGGCGGCUGGACGGAUACGAGCUCCUGGUGCAAACAUCACAGAAGUCAACUGACCUUGGAGAAGAGAGACGGAAGGAGGAUACGUCCAAAAAGCUGGGCUCCCAAAGGACAAAGAUCGUCAUCAAAAACCUCCCUUUCGAAGCCACCAAAAAGGAUGUGCGUGCUCUGUUUGGUGCAUAUGGUCAGCUGCGCACUGUGCGAAUGCCCAGAAAAUUCGACAACACAGCCCGAGGUUUUGCCUUUGCUGAAUUUCUCACAGCGAAAGAAGCUGAGAACGCCAUUGAGGCUCUCUCAAAUACUCACUUGCUUGGCCGGAGGCUUGUUCUGGACUUUGCAGAAGGCGAAAUAAUCGAUCCAGAAGCCGAGAUCGAAGCCAUGGAGAAGAAGACCCAGGGUCAUCAGGAUACAUUGACUCACCACAGGAUGACGGGGUCGGCCCGGAAGAAGUUCAACGUUGAUGCAAGAGAAGACUUUGGUGCCCUCUAG